Nelumbo nucifera (sacred lotus) is the source of this 1686-nucleotide messenger RNA. RefSeq names its product heavy metal-associated isoprenylated plant protein 9-like. NCBI's taxonomy places the organism in Eukaryota, Viridiplantae, Streptophyta, Magnoliopsida, Proteales, Nelumbonaceae. The record is from RefSeq and is a predicted model, not a curated record. Gene Ontology annotation, molecular function: metal ion binding.
ACGCAAAGCCCAAAUAGGUUCAGUAUAAAUUCAAGACUUCCUUUUUCCUUCGGGAUUCAUCACCUAAGCCUCUCUACUCUCUAUAAAUUGAUACUCCCCCUUUCUCCUUUUCUUAGCGUUGGAAUUGGAGAAUACAGAGAUAAGAUACAAAACAAAAGGAAGGAUUUAAUAAGGUAUAAGAGAGAGUAAGAGGGGUUCCCUGUAAAGCUAGUAGUGGUGCUGCAUGUGCUGUGCUUUGGAAUGACAUUGCUACUUUACCAGACAUAUUAUUAUUAUUAUUAUCAUUAUUAGCAUUUAGCAAGAUCGUUCAUAAGUCACUACUAAUUCUCAUUGUGUAGAAAAAAUAAAAAAGAGGCACUUCUUUUGGAUCUUAAUUUCUUUCUUGGAUCAUCUCCGUUCUUCUUCUCUUUUGUCGACGUAAUUGGACGGCGACGGCGAUUAUUUGUUGUUGGUGAAUCGGUGAUCCACAGAGGCAAUGGGUGAAGAGACUAGGAAGGAAGAAGCCAAGGUAGAGGAGAAAAAGGAAGAGAAGGCAGAGGAGAAAAAAGAAGAAAAGGCAGAAGAGAAAAAAGAAGAUAAGGCGGAGGAGAAAAAAGAAGAAAAGGCGGAGGAGAAGAAAGAAGAAAAGGCGGAUGAGAAGAAAAAUGAAAAUGCGGAAGAAAAGAAAGAGGAGCCCAAGCCACCCGAGCCUGUAAUUUUGUUCGUAGACUUGCAUUGUGUAGGAUGUGCAAAGAAGAUAGAGAGAUCCAUCAUGAAAUUCAGAGGAGUUGAAGAGGUUGUUAUGGACAUGGCACAGAAUCAAGUAACCAUAAAAGGGAUAGUGCAGCCUCAAGCUAUAUGCAUGAGAAUACAGAAGAAGACCAAGAGAAGAGCCAAGAUCCUCUCUCCAUUACCUGCAGCCGAGGGAGAUGCCUUGCCAGAAGUCGUCACUUCACAGGCUAGUGGAUUGACCACUGUGGAACUGAAUGUGAACAUGCAUUGUGAAGCUUGCGCUCAACAACUCAAAAGAAAGAUACUCAAAAUGAGAGGGGUGCAAACAGCUGAGACAGAGAUGAGUACAGGAAAGGUGAUGGUGACCGGUACCAUGGACGCUGGACGGCUCGUCGAUUAUGUAUACAGGAGAACUAGAAAGCAAGCACGUGUCGUCCCGCAGCCCGAACCUGUUGCCGAGAAGAAUGAGGAAGGAGAAAAACCAGCAGAAGAAGCAGCAAAACCCGAAGAGAAGAAGGAAGAAAAUGCUGAGAAGAAGGACGAUAAUGCAGAGAAAAAGGAAGAAGAUAAAGCACCGGCGGAACAAGAAAACAAGGGCGAAAAUAAUAGCGGUGACAACAACGAGAAUAGUGCCAAAGAAGCCAAGGAGGGUGAUGAAAACAAGGAAGAGAAGAACAACGGCAGCAACAACAACGAGGAGGAAAUAAUGAAGCGAAUGAUGUAUUACUAUCCCCCACUUUACGUCAUCGAACGGGUCCCACCUCCCCAACUUUUCAGUGAUGAGAAUCCAAACGCAUGUUGCAUCACAUGAUCAGAAUCCGUUUUCAAAGGAUUAUAGUAUAAUAAAUAUGAUAUGGAAGGGUUAAUGUAUAAUCAAGUUUAAUUAAUUAAGUCGAGGUUAAUAAAUGAUAUUAUCAUGUGAUCUUUUAAUAUCUACUGCUACAAAUAAAAUAAUAAUGCAUCCGGUGGAACCAG